AUGGCUUGUGGGCUCUCAUUUGUCAACAUCAUCGUAAUUUUCACAUGCUUCUGUCUGCAACUUUACUUCAUUCUUUUAGCAUUCAGUUUUCUCAAUCCUUUCAAUUUCAUCGAGGCCUCAUUCUACCGCUGCACAAAGAAACUAUUCAGCAUCUAUUCCAAAGAAAUGGCACAAGCACUUGCGAGUGAAAUUGUCAAGAAGUUGGGUUCCACCCUUCUCCAAGAGAUGGGACUUGUGUGGGGGAUGAAGGAUGAACUUGUCAAACUCAGAAACACGGUUUCCACAAUCGGAGCUGUUCUUGCUGAUGCAGAGGAGAAGCAAGACACAAGCAAAGAGGUUGCAGACUGGCUCGAGAAGCUCAACGAUGCAUUUUAUGAUGCUGAUGACGUGCUCGAUGACUUCUCCACCCGUGUUCUCCAACGCCAGGUUAUGACUCGGAACAAAAGGCCAAAGAAGGUACGCAAUUUCUUCUCAAGCUCAAAUCAGCUUAUUUUCAGUAGUAAGUUGGCUCAUGACAUCAAGGCCGUUAGGGAGAGACUAGAUGCAAUUGCAGAAGAUAAGAAAAAGUUUCACCUCACUGAACGACUUCUAAAUCAGCAGCGAAUUGAGAGUAAUAAGAGGGAGGAGACUCACUCUCUUGUUCAUGCAGAAAAUGUUAUUGGGAGGGAUAGUGAUAAAAUGGAAAUCAUACAACUUUUAUUGGAAAGCAACAUUCAAGAUCAAAAUGUGUCAGUUGUUUCAUUAGUUGGAAUUGGGGGACUAGGAAAGACCACACUUGCACAGUUAGUAUACAACGACGAGAGGGUCACUAAACAUUUUGAACUUAAGAUGUGGGUGUGUGUUUCUGACAUUUUUGAUGUGAAACUCAUCACAGAAAAGAUCAUAGAGUCUGCAACAGGCAAAACACCAGAAAACCUUUUGAUGGAUAAAUUGCAAGAAAAGCUUAGUGAAAAAAUUACUGAAAAGAAAUUUUUACUUGUGUUGGAUGAUGUGUGGAAUGAGAAUCGUGACAAAUGGUUAAAAUUGAUAGAUUUGAUGAUGGGUGGUUCAAGAGGAAGUAAAAUUUUACUAACUACACGGGCCGAGUUGGUUGCAAAUGCUUCAGGGACAAAUUCACUAUUUUUUGUAAAAGGCUUGUCUGAGGAGGAGUCAUGGUGUUUAUUUGAGAAAAUGGCAUUUAAACAAGAUAAAAAGUCAGUGAAUACAAUUCAAGUAACAAUCGGCAAGGAAAUUGUCCAGAAGUGUAAGGGAGUCCCUCUUGCCAUAAGGGCUAUCGGAAGCCUACUGUAUACUAGAGAUACAGAUGAUGAGUGGUUGCUUUUUAAAAAGAAUGAUUUGUCAAAAAUAGUUGAAAAAGAUGAUGUUAUUUUUCCAAUACUAAAAUUCAGUUAUGAUUACCUUCCUUCGGAGCUGAAGAGAUGUUUUGCAUUUUGUUCCUUAUAUUUGAAAGAUCAAAAAAUUGAUAAACAAGAGUUAAUCAAAUUGUGGAUUGCAGAGGGAUUCAUUCAGGCUGAAAAUCAAUCGUUGGAGGAUGUUGGUAAUUCAUAUUUUAUGAAUUUACUGAGGAGGUCCCUUUUUCAAGAUGUGGAAAUAGAUAAUUGGGGUGAUAUAAUAAGUUGCAAAAUGCAUGAUUUUGUCCACGACCUUGCACUCUCAGUUGGGAGGUCCAGAUUUUUCACGGUGAAUUCAUAUGUAGAAAAUGUUACGGAAAGAACUCGGCAUGUGUCAGUUGAUUACGGUGUAAAUUCAUCACAAAAAAUUUCAACCCAAUUGGUUAGAGCUAAAAAGUUACGGACAUUAAUUGGGAAUGGUGAAGAAGUUGGAUUUUUUGAUAAAUUAAUUCAUGAAGGGAAUUUUAAAAGGUUUCGUGUAUUGGAUUUGCAUUCGGCAAAUAUUAAGAUUGUGCCGAGUUACAUAAGCAAGAUGAAGCAUUUAAGGUAUCUUGAUCUAGACAGAAAUGCACUUAUCAAGACUUUGCCAAGUUCAAUAACCAUGUUACAAAAUUUGCAAACCUUAAAACUCAAUCGGUGCUGGAGGCUUGAAGAAUUGCCAAGAGAUUUUAAAAGAUUGGUCGGCCUUAGACAUCUUGAGCUUGACGACUGUGUUUCCUUGAGAAACAUGCCGCAUGGAUUGGGUGAGUUGACGUCUCUUAUGACGUUAACAUUGUUUGCAACGGAUUCAAAAAGCCGACUGAGUGAAUUGCAGAGUCUAAGCAAUCUACGGGGAAGGUUAAGAAUUGAACUUCGACGUAGUAGGGAUUCAUCUGGCCACAGGUGGUUACCAAAAGCAACAGCACAGGGAAUAAUUGAGGGGGCAAACUACUUGAGGACCACAAAAUACCUCAAGUCCCUGCGAUUAAAUGAUGGGGAGGAGUUAUUGUUGGAAGCCCUACGUCCACACCCAAAUUUAAAGGAGCUGCAAAUAGGGAAUUAUGGAGGAGUGAGUUACCCAAGUUGGAUGAUGGUUGGCGAAAUUGGCUUAUCCCUUCCAAGUCUAGUCCGAAUUUAUAUGUCCCUCUGUGACCGAUGUAAACAUCUUCCACCAUUUGGGGAACUUCCUUCUCUCCAAUUUCUUAGUGUUGAAUUCAUGGGAUCCUUGGAGUACAUAGACAUAGACAUGCAUACUGGCAAUGACUGCCUCUCUUCAUCAGCAACAUCAACAUCCUUCCCUUCGCUGAAAGAACUCCGACUCUCUAAAUUGGAUAAUUUGAAGGGAUGGUGGAGGAGCGAAGCAGAAGAAGGAGCAGCCCAACAGCAACAACAGCUUCUAUCAUUCCCAAAUCUCGUCACAAUUCAUAUAUCCGAGUGUCCCUCAUGGAAACAUCUUGCACCAUUUGGGCAACUUCCUUCUCUCCAAUUUCUUAUGCUUGAUCGCAUGGAAUCCUUGGAGUACAUAGGUGACGAAGCAACAACAUCCUUCCCAUCUCUCAAAGAACUCGAAUUCAGUUAUUUGCCUAAAUUGAAGGGAUGGCGGAGGAGCGAAGCAACAGCAACCACAACUUGUUCACCAGCCCAACACCAACAUCAUCAUCAGCUAAUUUUAUCGUCAUUUCCUUCUCUUUCCCAAUCAAUCAUCGCUGGGUGCCCCAAUCUGAAAUCGGUGCCUUUUCUGCAACCAUGUCUUGAAACCCUAAAACUCGAUGCGGUCGGCGAGAAGCUAGUGCAACAACUGUUAAUGAUGACGGUGACCCCAACAACACUCGCAACCUCGUCCUCUUCUUCUUCUUCUUCUUCUUCUUCUUCGCUUCUUCCUCUUUCCAAAUUAAAGUGUCUAUCUUUAUCUGACAUUGAUGAUCUGGUUACUCUGCCUAAGGAGUCGUUUCGAAGCCUCACUUCUCUCCAGAAGCUUAAGAUUUAUGGUUGUGAAAAUCUAACCUCUCUGUCAGAAGGACUGCCACAUCUCACCGCCCUCCAUUCCUUGUCUAUCAAGGUCUGCGAAAUGCUUGAUCUGUUAGACAAGGAUGACGGCUUGCAAUUUCAAGGCCUCAAGUACCUGACGGAUCUCAAAAUCCAAACUGUUCCGAAGUUGGUAUCUCUUCCUGCGGGGCUUGAACAUGUUACCACUCUGCAACAACUAUAUAUUGAAUUCUGUGAGAAUUUGACGGUUUUGCCCGAGUGGAUAGGCAACCUCUCAUCACUCCAACAACUUUCCAUUAUUGGCAACCACCCCGAAUUGACAUCGCUGCCAGAUGGAAUACAUCAGCGUGCUGAACGUGGUGCACUACAACUCAUCUUUGAACAAAAGAGUGAACGGUGUGCCAAAAUAUUUCUUGAUAGAUUGCUGAAAAAAAGAGAGCGGAAGAUUGACCAAAGAUUGCUCACAUCCCAAAUGUAUUGAUCUAUUAAACCAGAACAAUGACAUACAAGGCACACAUUUCAUCCGACAAAUUGCAACAACUCAGUAAAUAUCCUCUCUUUUCUUCAUCUGGUGCAAUUUUUCAGCUCGUUGAGCAGUUUGCAAAGUUGAUGGGGUGCCAUGUUGUUGGAAGUGCUAGAACUAAAGAAAAGGCGAGUCUUAUCUCAGUAGCAUUUCAUCUUUUUCACUAGCCAUUUCUUGGUGGAUGCUUUGUUGGAUAUCGUCAAGGUUGAUUUAUUGAAGAACAAGUUUGGUUCGGAUGGGGUUUUCAAUUACAAGGAAGAGGACAACUUGGAUGCUGCUUUGAAAAGUACUGGGGAAAGAUGCUAGAUGCAAUGCGCUUCAACAUGUGAAUUCACGGCCGCAUUUGCUGUGUGUGCGUAAAUGCUCUCCCAAUACAAUCUUGAUAAACCUGAUGGAGUGAAGAACCUGUCGAACCUCAUUUACAUGCGAGUGAGUUGCUUGGGGAGGAUUCGCUGUUUCCUAGCACUAUUCCCUCUAUUCCAAAUUCUUGGAUUUUGUUCUGCCUAUAAGAGAAGUAAAAGUAGUGUAUGUGGAAGACAUUGAUGAGAGUGGCCCUACAUCUCUUGUAGGACCUUUUUAGUGGGCGCAGUGUUCUUUUACAAUUAAUUGUAGUUGCUCAUGAAUGAUUCCACAUUCUGAUUUAACCGGGCUCACGCGUAAAGCCCAGUUGCACUGUGUAAGGCCCAUAAUCUAACCGGGCUCACGCGUGAUGUUGGGCUGGCCCUGUAAGAUAGGGAGUUUGUCGGCUCAUCUACCAAAAUCUGCAAGAGCAAUGCAUGGACUAUUUGUGCUUUUGUUAGUUGAACUGCCGUUAAUAUUUUUUAAAGUAA
Molecule: messenger RNA, 4709 nt
Organism: Cornus florida
Lineage: Eukaryota; Viridiplantae; Streptophyta; Magnoliopsida; Cornales; Cornaceae
Product: putative disease resistance protein RGA3
Exons: 5
Coding region: 1-3837 (1278 amino acids)
Biological process (GO): defense response to other organism
Molecular function (GO): ADP binding
Source: RefSeq, a predicted model, not a curated record